Molecule: messenger RNA, 1422 nt
Organism: Penicillium salamii
Lineage: Eukaryota; Fungi; Ascomycota; Eurotiomycetes; Eurotiales; Aspergillaceae
Source: the annotation of a GenBank genome assembly
AUGACUUGGGAUCAAAACGGCAUCCGCGCUCGAUUUUGCCAUGCACUUUCGGAAAUGUACAAGAGUGAGGUUCCUCUGUACGGCGACCUCAUCGACGUGGUUUGGGAGGCAGACGCCAAAGCGGUCGAAAACAGCCAAAAGCCGGGAUCUUCUCCAAUUAACCCCGAUGAUAUCCUACCUUCUCGACAUCGCGUCGAGAGACAUGGAGCCAUCCGGCUGGGCACCGCAUAUGAGCUGGCUACCAUCCGUCGCAUGUUUGCUGUGAUGGGAAUGUACCCCGUGGGCUACUACGACCUCAGCCUGGCUGGAUUCCCAAUGCAUGCCACCGCCUUCCGGCCAAAGACUCAAGAAGCACUUGAAAUCAAUCCAUUCCGCGUGUUCACCACAGUUCUGCGGAUGGAACUGUUGACGGAGAAAACACGGGAACUGGCGCAAAAAGCGCUGGCUCAACGCAACAUAUUCACUCCUCGACUCCUUGAGUUACUAGACGUCGCAGAGAGUCAGGGAUCUCUAUCACCUGAGCUUAGCACAGAGUUUAUAUCUAAUGGCCUGGAAACAUUUCGGUGGCAUUCAAAAGCCACGGUCACACUCGAUGAAUACGAGCAGCUCAAGGCCGAGCAUCCUCUGAUUGCAGAUAUUGUUUCAUUCCCAAGUUCACACAUCAACCAUCUCACACCGCGCACAAUUGAUAUCGACUUGGUUCAGCGGUUGAUGUUGGAUCGCGGCAUGCCCGCAAAAGAGCGCAUUGAAGGACCACCGAAGCGAACGUGCCCUAUUCUCCUCCGACAAACAAGUUUCAAGGCACUCGAAGAACUGGUUUACUUCAAGGACAAGCAAAAUUCACACGUGCAAGGCUCCCACACUGCGCGAUUCGGUGAGGUAGAGCAGCGAGGCUACGCGUUGACGCGAAAAGGACGCCAACUUUACGAUCAAAUCCUCGAGCAAGUCAAUUUGGAAGCUUCAGUGAAGGACCUGAAAAGCCGAGACUACGAUAAAUUAUUGGAAACCAGUUUCCAAGAAUUCCCAGAUAGUCAGUCUAGCCUUCAUGAUCUGAGCCUGGCAUAUUUCUCUUACCAGCUAAGUCCACUGGGCGAGAGAUCUAUCCAUGGCGAGAUGAAGUCACCACAACAUUCAGACGCGCCUAUUACACUCCAAGAUCUCUUAGCUCAGGAAUCCAUUGUCUACCAGCCCCUGACAUAUGAAGAUUUCCUUCCGUUAUCCGCAGGUGGAAUUUUCAAUUCAAACCUGGGGAGCGCUUCCUCAUCGAAAUCACUGAUAAUGAGUGCGGAUCCGGACCUUGAUGGCUUCCAACGCUAUCUUGGGACUUAUGUUGCGGAUGAGUUCCACUUGUAUGAAGAGAUGCAAAGGCAAUCUUUAGAAGUCUGUAGACAGAAGCUGCAGCUACAGAAAAUCAUAAUUUAA